Molecule: messenger RNA, 1492 nt
Organism: Harmonia axyridis
Lineage: Eukaryota; Metazoa; Arthropoda; Insecta; Coleoptera; Coccinellidae
Product: mesoderm induction early response protein 1
Exons: 1
Coding region: 305-1399 (364 amino acids)
Biological process (GO): negative regulation of transcription by RNA polymerase II
Cellular component (GO): nucleoplasm
Molecular function (GO): transcription corepressor activity; histone deacetylase binding
Source: RefSeq, a predicted model, not a curated record
UUCAUUCACUUCCUAUGUGUCAAGUUGUUUACCAUCCUCGCUAGUGUUUGGCGAUUCAAAUUUGUUUUUUGAAUUUGUUUAUAAUCCAAGAUUAUUGAAAUAUUAAAUAACAAUUCAUAUUGAGAAUUAUUUUCACAUAUUAACCUUUAAGUUCCAUCUACAUCGGUUCCCUAUGUUAUGGGAAACUUCUAUUGAAUGAUUUUUCAGCUGUAAGUUUGUUAUAAACAUUGAAGAUUAACAUUGGUUCUAAAUUGUGAAAGAAGUUGAUCCAAAUCCCCCAAUAUGAAGUAGUGUUUGAACCAAUAUGGCUGAAGUAGCUUCCGUUAAAAGAGAUGGACGAAAUAAAAACUGCAACAAUGAAGAUAAACUAUUUGACCCUUCUAUUGAAAUGCUUCUUAAUGAAUUCGAUGACGAGAGAACAUUAGAGGAAGAAGAAGCGUUAGCUGCUCAAGAACCUGCUGAUGCAUCUGUAGAAUUAUCCAUUCUUCAGCGAGAGAGUGAUAUGCCUAUUGAUGAACUGUUGGCUUUGUACGGUUAUAGAGGUGAACAGCAAGAAGAGACUAGUAUAUCGAAAAGUGAUUUAGAGUGUUCUAAAGAGUAUGAAACAGAAGUUGAUCAACAUCAGCCAUCAAAAUUAGAGGAAAUAUAUAAAACAAUUCCAGAUAUGAAUCAAGACGCAUCUCGUUUACUGCGCUCUGUGUCUAGAGUAGGCGAAGAAGAGGAUGAAGACUACGAUUAUAGUCCGGAUGAAGAAGAUUUGCACAAAACGAAUAAAACCAUAAUGGUAGGAAGUGAUUAUCAAGCACAAAUUCCCGAUGGUCUCUGUCAUUAUGGAGAUGCCUUGCCUUAUGAAAAUGACGACAAACUACUAUGGAAUCCAACCUUGAUUAAAAUUGAAGAUGUAGAAAGUUAUUUGAGAAAAGGAGUUUCAAUUUUGAAACCUUCAAUUCCUGUAGGAACUCAAUUGAGAGAUGAUGAACAGGCACUUUACCUUUUGCAGCAAUGUGGUCAUAAUGUUGAAGAAGCUCUGCGUCGGCUUAGAAUGAACGUUAUUUCAAAUACUGAAUCUAUGAGCCUUUGGUCUGAGGAAGAAUGUAGAAAUUUUGAAUCAGGUAUUCGAAGCUAUGGCAAAAACUUUCAUGUCAUUCAACAGAAUAAAGUGAGAACGAGGUCUGUUGGGGAAUUGGUACAGUUUUACUACCUAUGGAAGAAAUCAGAACGGCAUGAUAUUUUUGCUAGCAAAACAAGGUUGGAAAAGAAAAAGUACACUCUUCAUCCAGGCGUUACAGAUUUCAUGGACAGGUUUCUGGAGGAUCAAGAUGGAAGAGACAGAAGUUCUUCUCCUAAUGUACAGAAUGUGGUGGAAAAUAAGGUGUUGGAAAGACAUCGUUCUUCAUGAGAAUGUAUACAAAAUUUUUUAAUUUGAUUUGUAAAUAAUUGAAAAUCUAAAAUCUAUAAUAUGGCGGUAAUUAUUAUAUAAGUUUUUAUGAAA